Messenger RNA from Brienomyrus brachyistius, 2712 nucleotides. It is a transcript of the gene cd82b, whose product is annotated as CD82 molecule b. The record is from RefSeq and is a predicted model, not a curated record. Lineage: Eukaryota; Metazoa; Chordata; Actinopteri; Osteoglossiformes; Mormyridae. The transcript has 9 exons. Gene Ontology annotation, cellular component: membrane. Bases 156 to 923 code for a protein of 255 amino acids.
GCCUUUAAUACGCGUAGCUGCCACAUGGCGGAGUCUCCAAAAGUUUCCCGGGACUUCGUUUCAUUCUCACACGAUCCGCCGCCCAGAGACAGACGCGCUUCGUUCGGACUUCGCCUCGUCGUUUCAGCUCCACACCGCAUAAAAGAGUCGGAGCCAUGGGGAAGGGCUGCAUUGCAGUGACCAAAUACAUCCUGUUCUUCUUCAACCUUCUCUUCUUCCUCUUCGGUUUGCUAAUCCUGGGAUUCGGCCUCUGGGUUCUCCUGGACAAGCAGAGCUUCAUCGCCGUCCUGCAGGAGUCUUCUGCCAGUCUCAAGGUGGCCUCCUACAUCUUGAUCGGCGUUGGCUCCCUCUGCGUUCUAAUGGGCUUCCUCGGAUGCGUGGGAGCCAUCUACGAGAUCCGCUGCCUGCUGGGACUGUACUUUACCUGCCUGCUGCUGAUUCUCAUUGCCCAAGUGACAGCUGGUGUGCUCAUCUACUUCCAGCGGGACCUGCUGAAGAACGAGUUGUCCGGCAUCGUCAACAAGAUUAUUGUGGAGUACUCGGGGCAGAACAAGACCACGGAACUGGCCUGGGACUACAUCCAGAGGACGGUCAAAUGCUGUGGCUGGACUGGACCUAGUAACUGGACUGAGAACUCUGUGAUCAGGAACUCUACACUGAUUCUUUACCCAUGUUCCUGUCACAACACCUCCCUGGGUGACCAAAGGACAGAGAGUGGGUUUUGUGGUAGCAUGAGCAGAGACUGGCCCGUCUAUCAAAAGGGCUGCAUCUACAGUGUGGAGAACUGGCUGCUCAGUAACAUUGGAGUUAUUUUGGGAAUCUGUGCAGGAGUAGCUUUCAUUGAGCUGCUGGGGAUGAUCCUGUCUUUGUGCCUAUGCAAGAGUGUCCACCAGGAAGAUUACACUAAAGUGCCGAAGUACUGAAUCUGAGAAUGGAGGGUGCUGCUCGCUUGCACUCCCACACAAGCUACACACUCUGCCAGCCCACAGGAUUCACAUUCUCUCUCCCCUUUAAAUCCUCCAAAUACUGACUCCUGUAUCUUUUGAACUGGCAGAAAAAAGGCAGGACCAAGAACUGCCACAGGUGGCACAGCCAGUCAGACAACACAGUGAUCUGUGAUUUCUGUAAUUAAUGGAAACUAAAAAUCCCUGAAUUAUAAUUGGUACGUUAUAAUAGCACAUACAACAUCUCUAUUUUAACUUUUUUUUAAAGGGGAAGAACUAUCUUAUGUAGACCGAAUUUUAAGCUUUUUUUUUUUAAACAGUUUACUGUGUCCCUCAGACUCGCCCUAGUGUUUGGAUUGUGUGAUAGAUAGAACAUCUAGAGAGGUAACUGCUUAACUAAAGUAUUUUUUACUUUUUUGUACUUUUUAAACCUUUUUGUUUUUAUUCUGUUGCCGAGUUUCCUCUGAGCACUUUAUUACGUUUUGAGAUGAGGUUUGUUAACGUUGAUAUGGGGGGACUGUGUGGAUAUCGGUGGCAGUGCCCAGAUGAGGUGGUUGGGGCUUUUGGGUUUGUCGGUGGAGUUUUUCAUUCAUUCUUAAGCUCCGUUUUUGGGCGGCCCAAGAACAAACAGUGGAUGGGGAGGGGGCCACUCACAGGGCCCUCUGUUGUUACCACUGUCCCACUGCAUAAACUGAGGAUGUUGGCGAGAUUUGAAAGCUGUGUUGCUGAGUUUGCAGCUUCCAGUUCCCCGUGGGCUUUCUGCUAUCGCCACAAGUCUGUCAGCAGGAAGCUGUUAGCUACGGCUCGCACCUUUCAGUCUUGUCAUCGAUGUCCUUAUGGCCGCACCAGCUGAGGUGGCAAGCAAUCACUCCCUCCACCCUGUGAGCUCCACGCCUACUGGUCUGUCAACAAAAGUGCCAAACAGAAUCGUUUUGCUUAAACUUUAUCAUCCUUUUGUGUGCAUGAUCCUUUUUUGUGUAUAUAAUUUAGAUUAUAUAUAUAAAGAACAUAUAAGUGGUUAGACCCAGGUUUGCUCAGCAUUUUUGUUUGGGGAGAAGCCGCCAUCCGUAUGUUAAUCGCUUUCGAAAAGCCUUUGUUCAUUUUCCACGCUGUUGUUUUUGACAUACAGAUUUUUGGCUGGCCGGUCAGCGCUGUCAGCAGUAUAUAGCAGAACAUGAAGAUCUGUAAAGCUUCCACAGGAAAGAGUUUUGCAGAUCCCUUGCUGUCCUUAAAGCCAGCCCACUACGAUCGCUAACCUUGCAUUGCACACGUUCCACACAUAUAGCUUUGGUUUAGCUACCCGCACACCGCUGCUUGUUUAAGAAGCUUGCCAGACUCGUCUUCGCUUGACGUGCCGCUUGACUCCCUGGGAACUUUUACUCUUAAGCUGUAUAAUAGCUGAUGCAACUUUCAACUGAGCGAAAGUAUUAUAGCUCCAUUAGUUUAUAUUUCUAGUUGUGCACAUGGUAAAUUUCCUAUAAAGAAACGACAACAAAAAAUAUUGAGGCUUUGUCUUGAUCUCUUAGAAUAAAACUAUUAUGUAAAAAAGUGGUUUUUUUUUUUUUUUUUUUGAGUGAUUCCUUUAUUUUAAUUCUACGAAUUAAGUUUAAAGGUUCGGUUAAAUAUUGAAUGGGUGUAUGAUGGUAUAUAUUCACAAUUUGUCCUUAAAAUCCAGGAACACUUUUAUUGUAAAUGUUCAUUUCCCAUUCCACUUUUUUUCCCCCCGUUCAAUCGCUGGAACUUGGAAUAAAGUGAACAUCCUCACAAA